Messenger RNA from Pelobates fuscus (common spadefoot toad), 1260 nucleotides. It is a transcript of the gene MIXL1, whose product is annotated as Mix paired-like homeobox. The transcript has 4 exons. Lineage: Eukaryota; Metazoa; Chordata; Amphibia; Anura; Pelobatidae. Gene Ontology annotation, biological process: hematopoietic progenitor cell differentiation; regulation of DNA-templated transcription; endoderm development. The record is from RefSeq and is a predicted model, not a curated record. The coding region runs from base 292 to 1101 and encodes 269 amino acids. Gene Ontology annotation, molecular function: DNA binding; DNA-binding transcription activator activity, RNA polymerase II-specific.
GCCAAGGCGAAGGACAGCCAGAAGGGGGGUGUUACACAAAGAAUAAUAGCGGUGCUGGAAUGGAGAAAGUGUUUAGGAUAACAAUGGAAUCCUCUUCACCUCCUCCACUUCCACCAUCAUUCACACCUUCACCUUGCUUCUAUUAGGAGCAAAUCAGAGCUGGUAUAAAUGUUACAUCAUGCUCCAUUCCCCAGUUGGACACAUGUAAAGACCACAUUGCUCUAGGACACACCACAACCCUCUGGUCAGGUUAUAAUCUUGGUAUCACAUUACCUCAGACAGAGCUGGAAGAUGCCUGGAUUCAAGCAGGAAUCAGUGGAUAUAUUCCCAGCCUACAUCCUAGAACACCAAGUGGAAUAUGAGGGCCCAGGACCACAUUAUUUCUCUGCACAAGGACAAAUUCCUCAUCUGCCCAGCAAUGAUCAUCGAGGGGGUCAGGUUUGCCAGUCUCUGAAUGUUUCCAAUCAUGAGCGGACUACAGAUACCUCUUCAGGAUCUCAUCGCAGGAAGCGAACAAGCUAUAGCCAACAAAAACUGGUUAUAUUGGAGAAUUACUUCCAAACUAACCGAUACCCAGAUAUCAAUGAUCGAGAGCAACUAGCUAAGAAAGUCUGCCUGCCAGAGUCACGAGUUCAGGUCUGGUUCCAAAACCGGAGAGCAAGAGCCAAGCGAGAGGAUGCUAAAGUGGACACAAAACCUGUUCAAUCACAGCUUUACCUCAUUGGCCAUGGACCCAACACCUAUCUUUGCCCAACUGCACAACACCAUCCACUGCAGACCAAUAACCAAAGUUCUGCCAAGCAAUCUCUGGACAGAUGGACUCAGCAGAGACUUGCUGAGGUUCCUCAACCCCUACAUCACAUGACAGCCCAUAUACAGACCCCAGUCUUAAACCCAGCAUCACUUUUUGUGACAGACUAUAAUUGCAACCCACCAGACCACUUCAGCACACCGGAGAAACCCACUGUGAAACCACAGAAGCUCUUUAAUAUGGAGUCAUUGUACCAUUACGGGUAUGAAUUCCAGGUGGCAGCCAAGGACUACCAGUGUGCACCCUACAGCCCGAUCUCUCCAUUAAGUUCUGGCUCUAGUGACACAUAAGAGUUUUUUUUUUAAUGUAUUUUUACAGAGACUCCUGGAGUCAAUGGCCCAUUGGGAAUACAAUGUGUAUAUUUAUUUUACUUUCACGUUAACCUGUAAAGACACUGUUUGAGUAAUUGUUUAAAAAAAAUUUUUUUAGCACUAUUUAAGUAUGGUUUG